Messenger RNA from Candoia aspera, 1360 nucleotides. It is a transcript of the gene ID3, whose product is annotated as inhibitor of DNA binding 3. Gene Ontology annotation, cellular component: cytoplasm; nucleus. Gene Ontology annotation, molecular function: protein dimerization activity; transcription regulator activity. The coding region runs from base 148 to 531 and encodes 127 amino acids. Gene Ontology annotation, biological process: negative regulation of transcription by RNA polymerase II; cell differentiation; circadian regulation of gene expression. The transcript has 3 exons. NCBI's taxonomy places the organism in Eukaryota, Metazoa, Chordata, Lepidosauria, Squamata, Candoiidae. The record is from RefSeq and is a predicted model, not a curated record.
UGACAGCGCUGGCGCUUUGCGGGCAAAAGUGUCUUCUUCGUGCGGACCCGAGCAGGAGAGCUCGGCGGAAAGCGUUCCUCCGCCUUGUUGGCCGUGGCCUGCCUCCACUUUCUCGCCUCCCCCGCUUCCGCCGGUCCCCCGCCCAGCAUGAAAGCCAUCAGCCCGGUGCGGUCGGUCAGGAGCUGCUACGAAGCCGUGUGCUGCGUCUCGGAUCAGAGCCUCGCCAUCGCCCGGGGCACCAGUAACAAGAGCCCGGCUCUGGAGGAGCCGAUGAGCAUCCUCUACGACAUGAACGACUGCUACUCCAAGCUGCGCGAGCUGGUCCCGGGCAUCCCGCAAGGCAGUAAGGUCAGCCAGGUGGAGAUCUUGCAACACGUCAUCGAUUAUAUCUUCGAUCUCCAGAUCGUGCUGGAGGAGCAGGCGAAGAAGGGACAGGAUCCCUCGGCCGAGGCUUCUCUGCUCUCGUUAAAAGCAGCCGAACUUGCAUCGGAACUCUGUUCAAAGGAUGAACGAAACCUGUGCCACCAUUAAUGUCUUAACAGGCUGCAGGUGUGGGAUCCUGACACUUGGUUCUCUCCAGUGAACGAAGGAGGAAAAAAGAAAAGGAAAAAUAGACCUUGACUGGAGGAAGAAUCAGCUGUUUGAAACCGGCCCGGACCUCCGCCUUUAUCUUCCAGAUAAACUGUGGAACAUGGUCACCCAAGGAAACUUCAAACUUGACUGGGUCUUCCAAUAACAACUUUUUUUUUUUACUUCUGUGUUACUUUUAUGUUCCAUCUGCCUGAAAACAAGAGACUCUGCAGGCCAGGAGUGGGGGUGCUGGGGGCGAGCAACUGCCUUUUAUUGUCAAAAUACUCAUCAGAUUGCUGCAUUGCACAAGAAGGAAGUUGGUAUCCUAAAGCAGUUUUUUUUGCAAAGGUUGAAGAAGUGGGGGGAACUCUUGAGCCAUCAGAUUUGUACUGCACAUUGUUCUGGCUGGAGAGAUCUCAAAGAAACGUGGACUGCAUACUUCCACAGUUGCAAUGCAUGGCGGAGAGAUAGGUUUUUUUGCUCUUUUUUUAAAAAAAUGAGACAAACGAAAUUGCAGAUAUGCAGCUUGUGUGUGUAUAUUUUGGAUUAUAGUUUUUUAACUUCAGUUUGGGGCUGGGGUGGGAAGGGAUGUAAGAAAAUGAAAGCUGAACUCGCUUGAGGUGGUUGAGCCUCAUGAGUUAUAUUGUUGAACUCUAUAAUAGAGAUGACAUAUGUACCUUUUUUUGGCAGGAAGGUGAAUUUCUGUAUCCAAGAAUUGUACUUGCUUUGUAAAAAAACCAAAAAAAAAACUUUUUAUAAAAGUUUCUUAAUAAAUUUUAAACUUUUUUAA